This is a messenger RNA of Dermatophagoides farinae (American house dust mite), 1338 nucleotides long. RefSeq names its product B-cell receptor-associated protein 29. The record is from RefSeq and is a predicted model, not a curated record. Gene Ontology annotation, cellular component: endoplasmic reticulum; endoplasmic reticulum membrane. Gene Ontology annotation, biological process: endoplasmic reticulum to Golgi vesicle-mediated transport; intracellular protein transport. NCBI's taxonomy places the organism in Eukaryota, Metazoa, Arthropoda, Arachnida, Sarcoptiformes, Pyroglyphidae.
CGUCAUCAUUUCGUCAUUAUUAUACUCUUUCGCUAUUUUUUUUAGCUGCUCAUUUUUGUUUCUAUUAAUCAUCAUUGAACAACAGAAAAAAAAUCAUCAACUUCGAUAUAUUAACAUUCAAUCAUACACCGGGUGCGUGUGUUUGUCAGUGUCUUGUGUCUGUGUGUGAGAAAAAAUUGAAAAAUCAUCAUAUACAAAAAAAAAAGAUAAAUUGAACCGGAUCAUAUAUUCCCAGAAAAUUAGAGUUUCAACCCAAUUUGUUUUUUCUUUGCCCUAUCUUCAACAAUCAUAUCAUCGACGAGUGAAAUAGUGUGUUGUGGUGGUACUAUUGAACCUAAAACAAGACAAAACGAGACAAAAAUUUCAAAUAUUUUGAAACCAAAGAAUCCAAAAUAAUAAUAAUAAUAAUAUUCAUCAACCAUGUCACUUCAAUGGACAUUGAUUGCAACAUUUCUUUACGUGGAAAUUGCAUUGAUUGUUUUAAUGUUAUUGUCGAUUAUUAAACCACGAUUUUGGCGAUCAUUUUUUCAAUCUCGUUUUAUGACCGUAGUGGCGGCACAAUCAAAUCUUUAUCUGGUUGCAUUUAUCGGUGUUUUACUCUUGUUUUUUGUUGAAUCGGUUCGAGAAUUUCAUAAAUAUUCAAGUAAAUUGAAUACAAAUGAUCGUAUGUAUGUUGGAUCAUCGGCAUUUUAUGAAGAUCAGAUGCGUGUAUUUCGUGGUCAACGAAAUUUUUACAUUUCUGGUUUUGCCUUGCUCUGUGUAUUCAUUAUAAAACGUUUAAUACGAUUGUUUGGUGAAAUGGCACAAUUGAAAGCCGAAUCAGAAGCAUCCAUUCGUCAGGCACGUAAUGCAGCCGAAUUGGCAAGCCAAACAUUAUCGGCUUCAACGAAAACAACAACCACAACAAAUAAUGAUCAACAACAGAUUCCAUUGGAAAAAGAAAAUGCUGCAUUAAAAGAAACGAUUGAUGAAUUGGAAAAAAAAUUGAAAAAAGCUCAAACCGAUCUAAAAGCAAUGGAAAGACAAUCGGUCAAUACAAAUAAAGCGUUUGAUGAAAUGGCUGAAAAAUUGGCACGUUAUGAGGCAUCGGCCGAUUCACGUAAAGAUAAAUGAGAUGAAUCAAAUGAAUUUGAAAAUUUUAAUUUCCAAUCUUGUAAUUUGAUUUGAUUUUUGAAAAAAAAAAUUUAAAACCAAGAAUUAAAAUUUCAUUUCUCUCUUUUACACCCACACACACACACACACACACACACAUUUGAUAUACUGUUGUAAUUGUAAUUUACGAAUUUUUCAAUAAUUUCGGAAAUAAAAAUCAAAAAAAAAAAUUGAUCGACAAACAAA